Alosa alosa (allis shad) is the source of this 1173-nucleotide messenger RNA. RefSeq names its product proteasome 20S subunit beta 11a (gene psmb11a). NCBI's taxonomy places the organism in Eukaryota, Metazoa, Chordata, Actinopteri, Clupeiformes, Clupeidae. Gene Ontology annotation, cellular component: proteasome core complex. The transcript is spliced from 2 exons. The coding region runs from base 1 to 1173 and encodes 390 amino acids. The record is from RefSeq and is a predicted model, not a curated record.
AUGGCUCUGCAAGAUGUGUGUGGAUUUUAUGACUCUGCUCUUUACCGACUAUACAGCUCUUCUGAAGAUUCACACAAUUCCACUUGGAGAGAACCAAGAGCAAAGCACAGUGGUGUUCCUCUAAGUUUCUCCAUUCCUCAUUCACAAAACACCAUCUGGGCAAACCAUACGGAUGCUUUCUUCUCUCUGAGAUCUCAUCCAUCCACUACAUCAGUAAAACGUCCAUUCCAUCUGUCUCACGGCACCACCACUUUGGCCUUUGCUUUCCAGGGCGGCGUGAUCGCAGCGGCCGACUCUCGCGCCAGUGCUGGUGGCCUGGUCGCUUGCCCUGAAGUUGCGAAGAUCACUCCUAUCCAUUCCCACCUGGUGGUCACCUCCUCGGGCAGUGGGGCUGAUUGCAUGCUAUGGGAGCGCAUCCUCGCCCGCGAGAUCCGUCUGUACCAGCUCCGCCACGGGCGCAGGCUAUCCAUUGUCAGCGCCGCCAAGCUCCUCUCCUUGAUGCUGCAUCCGUUUAAAGGAACUGAUGUGUGUGUGGCCUUGACUCUGUGUGGAUGGGAUAGAGAGGAGCAAGGCAAGGAGAGAGAAGCACAGCGGGCCGUGGAAUCCAAAGUCUCCAUGGCUGUGAAAAGCAACAAGGACCUCAGUGAUGGUGAAAAGCCUGUUAGCUUUUGUAUUUCAGCUGCAUCACCAGUGGGUGCCCUCAGCCGCACUGAGUCUGAGAUUCAAAGAAAAUGGAAAGACCCAGAAGAUCAGAGCCUCAUCAGCUCCCAAAACACCACCAUCACACAGCAAUCUGGUCCCAGACUCUGCUAUGUGUGCAGUGAUGGCACUUUCCUGAAGGGGGAGCUCUUCUCUGUGGGCUCAGGCUCCCCGUAUGCCUACUCAGUGCUGGAUGGUGCUGUGAGGUGGGAGAUGUGCACGGAGGAGGCUGUGUCUGUGGCCAGGGAGGCUGUGUACAGGGCCACUCACAGGGACGCGUACUCUGGGAACAACGUGGACAUCUUUCACAUCACCGCCCGUGGUUGGAGGCGCAGGGAGAGAGAGAACCUGAGAGAGGAGUACUAUAGAGAGGGACAGAGAAGACGAGAAUGCACAAAAGUGAGAGAGAUAGAGAGAAAAAAACAGAGAAGAAAAUGUGUGACCAGAACAGAGGAUGCAGAAGAAAAACUCUGA